Molecule: messenger RNA, 513 nt
Organism: Prorocentrum cordatum
Lineage: Eukaryota; Dinophyceae; Prorocentrales; Prorocentraceae
Source: the annotation of a GenBank genome assembly
AUGGUGGAGAUAUAUGCGUCCCAAGCCGAGCAGUUGAUACAGGAAUCCGAGUUCGAGAGUCUCUGGCCCCAGAUAGAAGAAUCCGACCACAAUGAGAUCAAGAACUACGUCAAGCACGACUGCUUCAGGCCCAAGUUGAAGACCGAGUGCAACAACGCCAACUUCAUCGACGCUACUUGGGCAGCGCUGACGCUACACAUCAAGGACAAGAUGGCGGGCAAGCGAGCACUACUGGACGAGAACUGCUUUGUGUGGCACGACGACAAGACGGAGGAGCUCACGCUAGCGACUACAGUACAUGUGGAUGAUCUCUUCCCAACAGGCAGGCAGUCAUGGCUGAAUUGGGCACAUGAUUUACUGGAGAAGAAGUUCGGCAAGAUCACGAGGAAGACCAUGCCCUUCACUCAUCUUGGCAUCGAAUAUCAUCGACUACCAGAUGGCACUAUCUUUCUGAGUCAGGACGCCUACCUGGACACGAUAGAAGCACCACAGUUGGACAAGGAACGAAGUAAG